CAGCCAAGGGUCAGUUUCAGUAGACCCAACAAAGGAUAGAUGUUGACACGAGGACUCGAAUCUAGCAAGGAAGCACUUGAACUUGGCAGCAGGUACCAAACAUGGUAUCACACAAACCUAGAGGAAUUAAUGGUGGUUCUUCUCGGAUACAUCUUGUGGUGUUGAACAGCAGACAUGGAAGGGGCGAAGAAAGAUGCCCCUCCAGGGGGGGAUGGAGGCAAGUCCGACACCCUGGGGUCAACCGGCUCGGCCAGAAAAAGAGGAGGGGGGGCCAAGAAGGCUAUGCAGGCCAACAAGUCUGCCCUCAGAGCCCCUCGUGCCCUCUGCUGCCUCACCCUCAGCAACCCCAUACGCAUGGCAGCGCUGGCUCUAGUGGAGUGGAAGCCAUUUGAUAUCUUCAUUCUUCUUGCCAUCUUUGCAAACUGUGUGGCCAUGGGUGUGACCAAGCCGUACCCUGAUGACGACUCCAAUGCUACUAAUCACAAACUGGAACAAGUGGAGUAUGUCUUUCUCGUUAUUUUCACCAUCGAGACGUUCACUAAAAUUCUUGCCUACGGCUUGGUCAUGCACCCCAGCGCCUACAUACGCAGUGGAUGGAACUUGCUUGAUUUUAUUAUCGUCAUCGUCGGGCUUUUCAGUGUCAUAGCAGAGGCCAUGACAGACCACAAGCCAGGAGAGGCCCAUCAUGCCGCAGGAAAACCUGGAGGCCUGGACGUCAAAGCUCUCAGAGCGUUCAGGGUGUUGCGACCCCUCCGACUUGUAUCCGGAGUUCCAAGUCUGCAAAUUGUGUUGAACUCCAUCAUGAAAGCCAUGGUCCCGCUCCUUCACAUCGGCAUGCUGGUCAUGUUCGUCAUCAUCAUCUACGCCAUCAUCGGUUUGGAACUUUUCAUCGGCCGGAUGCACAAGACGUGUUACGCUACGAGCACAGGUGUGUUUUGUAACACGUGUAAAAAUAUUAUACAGACAUGUCGACUCAUUGUAUGUUUUUUUUUUUUUUCAGGUCUCAUGAUUGAAGACGACCCAUCACCUUGUGCGUUCGCAGGGAACGGGCGCUUCUGCGAUGGCAAUGGCACCGAGUGCAGGGGCAAGUGGGAGGGUCCCAACGGUGGCAUCACAAAUUUCGACAACAUCUUCUUUGCCAUGUUGGCUGUGUUCCAGUGCAUUACGAUGGAGGGAUGGACCGAUGUGCUGUACUGGAUGAACGACGCCAUUGGAUAUGAGAUUCCUUGGAUCUAUUUUGUUUCUCUCGUCAUCUUUGGUUCAUUUUUCAUCAUCAAUCUUGUAUUGGGUGUACUGAGCGGAGAGUUCUCCAAGGAAAGAGAAAAGGCAGUGGCUCGCGGUGAACUACAGAAGGCGCAGGAGAGUAAGCAGAUGGAAGAGGACAUGAUCGGUUACAUGGACUGGCUCAUAGAAGCCGAGGAUGUGGAUGAAGAAGGAAACAAACGAGCUGCUAUUGCCAAGAAAAAGAUGAUGAAGAAGUUUGGCUGGUACAAACACAGUGAGGAUGGAGAGUCCGACUCGGAUGAUGAUAUCGCAUACCUUGAUGACGACAACGGCUGCUGUGCAUCUCUUAUGGCCAAGAUGAUGGCAAAUAGCUUCUGUGACCAGUUGUGCCAGUUGAACCACACGUUCAGGAAGAACUGCCGCGUGGCUGUCAAGACCACUAACUUCUACUGGUUGGUUCUUCUUCUGGUGUUUCUCAACACGGUGGCGAGUGCUUCGGAGCAUUACGGGCAGCCCAAGUGGCUCACAGAAAUGCAAGAGCGAGCCAAUAAGAUCCUGCUGUUACUUUUCACUCUGGAGAUGCUGAUGAAGAUGUACGCCUUUGGGCUGCAGAUCUACUUCAUGGCUCUCUUCAAUCGUUUUGAUUGCUUUGUGGUGUGUGGAGGCAUCCUGGAGACACUGCUCGUGGAGUCAGAUUUCAUCCCGCCUAUCGGCAUCUCCGUGCUCCGUUGCAUCCGACUGCUCAGAAUCUUCAAGAUGACUCGGCAUUGGGCUGCUUUGUCCGACUUGGUCAACUCUCUGCUCAACUCCAUGAAAGCUAUCUGCUCCCUUCUGCUGCUGCUGUUCCUCUUCCUCAUCAUCUUCGCCCUGCUGGGCAUGCAGCUCUUUGGAGGCAAAUUCAACUUUGAUGAGACACAAAUGAAGAGGAGCACUUUUGACUCCUUCCCUCAGGCUCUGCUCACUUGCUUUCAGAUUCUCACUGGAGAGGACUGGAACGCUGUGAUGUAUGAUGGCAUCAUGGCCUAUGGAGGACCCGUCUUCCCCAAUAUGGUGGUGUGCAUUUACUUUGUCAUCCUGUUUGUCUGUGGUAACUACAUCCUGCUCAAUGUCUUCUUGGCUAUCGCUGUUGACAACUUGGCUGGAGGUGGCGGAGAAAAAAAAGUAGAAGAGAAAAAAGAUGACGAAGAAGAGUGGGAUGACGAUGAAGAGAAAGAAGACGAGGACGCAGGGAACGAGGACGACGACUGGCAAGAGAAUGAGGAGCUGAGGGCCAUUGAGGGCCUGGAGGGAGUUGCCCCAUUAAAGCCCGAGUUCUCUGGACCCAAAGAAAAGAUUGUUCCCAUCCCGGAUGGAAGCUCCUUCUUUAUUCUCGGCAAAAAAAACUGCUUGCGAGUGGCCUGUCACAACCUCAUCCAUCACCCCUACUUCACCAAUUUCAUCCUCAUCUUUAUCAUCCUGAGCAGCAUCUCCCUGGCUGCUGAGGAUCCUAUCAAAUCUCACUCAUUCAGAAACAUUGUGCUGGGUUAUGCAGACUACGUUUUCACUUCAGUUUUUACCGUGGAGAUUGUACUCAAGAUGACCGUGUAUGGAGCUUUUCUGCACACUGGUUCCUUCUGCAGAAAUGCCUUCAACCUUCUGGACUUGCUCGUGGUCAGUGUGUCGCUCACUUCUUUCUUUCUUCACUCGAGCGCUAUCUCUGUGGUUAAGAUUCUCAGAGUGCUUCGUGUGCUCAGACCUCUACGAGCCAUCAACAGAGCCAAAGGACUGAAAAAUGUGGUGCAGUGUGUCUUUGUUGCCAUACGCACCAUCGGCAACAUCUUGAUCGUCACAACACUACUUCAGUUCAUGUUCGCCUGCAUCGGGGUGCAGCUUUUUAAGGGCAGGUUCUAUAGCUGCACAGAUGAAGCCAAGCACACUCCUGAUGAGUGCAAGGGCUCAUUUGUGGUCUAUAAAGACGGGGAUAUGAACCAUCCGAUGGUGAGAGAAAGGAUCUGGGAAAACAGCGACUUCAACUUUGACAAUGUGCUGAUGGGCAUGCUGGCUUUGUUCACCGUGUCCACAUUCGAAGGAUGGCCACAGCUCCUUUACCGGGCGGUGGAUGCCAAUGCCAUAAACCACGGGCCCAUUUACAACUACCGAGUGGAAAUCUCCAUCUUUUUCAUCAUCUAUAUUAUCAUUAUUGCCUUUUUUAUGAUGAACAUUUUUGUGGGUUUUGUCAUCAUCACCUUCCGAGAACAAGGAGAGGCUGAAUUCAAAAACUGUGAACUCAACAAAAACCAGCGCCAGUGCGUCUACUACGCCUUGAAAGCUCAACCUAUAAAAAUUUACAUUCCCAAAAACCCAUCCCAGCUCAAAUUCUGGAGGAUAAUAAAUUCCAGCCAGUUUGAGUAUGUCAUGUUUGUGCUUAUUCUGGGCAACACGCUCACCCUGGCAGUGCAGCAUUACGAGCAGUCCAAACUUUUCACCUCCGUUAUGGACAUCCUCAACAUGAUCUUCACUGUGGUGUUCACCAUUGAGAUGAUCAUCAAGUUGCUGGCUCUUCGGGCUCACCACUAUUUUAUUGAUCCAUGGAAUUCCUUCGAUGCCUUAAUUGUAGUGGGGAGCGUGUUGGACAUCGCAGUCUCUGAGUUUAGUGGAGGGGGAGGCCAUAGUGAGGGAAAAGGUGAAAGCGGAAAGGUUUCCAUCACUUUCUUCCGUUUGUUUCGAGUGCUGCGAUUGGUCAAACUGCUCAGCAAAGGAGAAGGCAUCCGAACCCUCCUGUGGACUUUUGUUAAGUCCCUCCAGGCUUUACCUUACGUUGGUCUGCUCAUCGCAAUGAUCUUUUUCAUCUACGCCGUGAUCGGCAUGCAGACAUUUGGGAAAGUGGCCAUUGAUGACAACACACAUAUUAACAGAAACUGCAAUUUUCAGACUUUCUUCAUGGCUGUUUUGGUGCUAUUCAGGUGUGCCACCGGAGAGCAGUGGCAGGAGAUCAUGUUGGCCGCCCUGCCCGGCAGACGCUGCGACCCCGAGUCAGACACGGAGCCCGGUGAAGAGUUCUCCUGCGGCAGCAACUUGUCCUACAUCUACUUCAUCAGCUUCUUCAUGCUCUGUGCUUACUUGAUUAUCAAUUUGUUCAUUGCUGUCAUCAUGGACAACUUUGAGUACCUGACAAGAGACUGGACGGUACUUGGUACCCACCACCUGGACGAGUUUAAGAGAGUUUGGUCGGAUUAUGAUCCAGAAGCCACCGGCCGCAUUAAGCACAUCGAUGUCAUCACAUUGCUGCGGAGAAUACAGCCACCUUUAGGUUUUGGAAAAAUGUGUCCUCACCGUGUUGCUUGCAAAAGGUUGGUUUCUAUGAAUGUUCCACUGCAUCCUGAUGGGACGGUCACCUUCAACGCGACCUUGUUUGCUCUGGUGCGAACUUCCCUUAAGAUCAAGACUGAAGGGCCGAUCGAUCAGCAGAAUGAAGAACUGAAGCUCAUCAUCAAGAAACUCUGGAAGCGGACCAAGCCUAAGCUCAUAGAUGAAAUUAUUCCUCCCCCUAGAGGGGAUGAGGUGACUUGUGGCAAGUUUUAUGCCAGCUUCUUGAUUCAGGACUAUUUCAAGAAAUACCGCAAGAGAAAAGAGAGGGAAAGAAAGUCUAAAAAGAAGGACAAGGCUGCUUCUCUUCAGCAAGGACUGCGGACACUUCAGGAUCUGGCUCCGGAGAUGCGCCUUGCUAUGGCGUGCGACCUGGAAGAGGAAGAGGGUCUAGAUGGAGAGAUGACAGGCGACGAGAUAUUCGACAGUGAGCACGGAACCUCGGCCCCCACCACACCUGCCACGACACCGAUGCCGCCCCUGGAAGUGCUGGUGCAACAAACCGCUGUCGUUGUUGAACCAGACCCCAAAGUGGACGUGAUCACCGAGCAGGUGGUGGGCCUACAGGAAGCCCAAAGACCCGGAUCAGAGCUGACAGGCGUGAGCGUUGUCACAGAGCAGCCAGUACGGUCCAUGGCCCCGCCCAUCAGGGCGGAAUCCAUCAGCGACCUGCAUCCCCCUCCUCCUCCAGAUAUUCCAGUUGAACCUGAGUUUGUAGCACCUGAGUCAACUCCAACUCCAGCUCCAGUAGCUGAGCAGUUUUACAGCAAUGAGGGAGAUGCUGCAAGUCUUGCAUCUGUCGACCAGUAUUCUUAUCCCGAGGCCCCUUCUCCUUUACCACCUGAACCAGUUUACAAUAACCAGAGCGUCGAUCAAUCCAGCGGCGUUGCCGAGAUGCCAUGUGACCCUCGCAAUACCAACGGCUUCAGUAACGGUUACAACGGAAGCGCCACCAUGAAUGGGGAGAGCGUUUCCGUGAGCCCCUACCCAACAAACGAAUACACUGGCAACAGAUACUCGGCUUACAACGAAAACCGGAGCGUCCUCUCCACAAAUGGCAACAGCAGCACUGGGAGCGGAGGUUACACUGGGAAUGGUUACAACGGGAAUGGUUACAACGGGGAUGAGAGCGGUGGUGCGCAGUUUGUUCGGAGAAGGCUCCUUCCUUCCAUACCAAAAGGACGCAAGCCCGCCUUCAACUUCCAGUGUCUGAGGCCACAGAGCAGUGGGGACGACAUUCCCGUCCCAGGAAACUAUAGAGGCAACACAUCCCCAUCCAGAUCUCGCCUCCAGACCCAGCCAAGCCUGGACUCCCGGCGCAGUAGCGUGUCCUCCUUGUCAUCCGUCUCUUGGGCCAACACAACGGCAGCCGGCAACACUCCUGCUCCCGGAUUGAUCAGCGCCUCAGGACGCCGGGGAAAACUGAUCUACACGCCGAUGAUCCUGGUGGAUGGAGCCACAGGGACUACCCAGCCACUGUGGAGCGAUGGCUCAGCCAGUCUUCCUGCAGGAAGACAUCCCAGCUGGUACUCGGGUCAGAACAGGGCCGGCAGCUUGAGGGUGCCACCGGUCAACCAGGGCUUUGUGGACAAAGGCAGCGCGGACAGUCUGGUGGAGUCGAUCCUGAUCUCCGAGGGUCUGGGAAUCUACGCCAAGGACCCAAAGUUUGUGAAUUUUGCCAAGCGGGAGAUCGCUGAAGCUUGUCACAUGAGCCUGGAUGACAUGGAGAGCGCUGCCGCUGACCUGAUCUCUCGGGGAGCCAGCCAUCGAAUUUCCCGCUUUGAGGAUGAACUGGCUGAUGAAAUGAACUGUGUGAUUUCUUACUGACAUGAGAAAUAUCACAUGAGAAUAUGAGGUACUUUGUGUCAUUAUAAAAAAAUCAUUUUUAAUGUUUCUAUCGGUUAUUGAUUAGAGUGUGUGGACCCAACAAAGACCUUUAUGGACAUUAUAACUUAUACAUUCAUUCAUUCAUUUUUCUACCGCUCUUUCCUCACGAGGGUCGCAGGGGGGUGCUGGAGCCUAUCCCGAGAGGCGGGGUACACCCUGGACUGGUGGCCAGCCAAUCACAGGGCACAUAUAGACAAACAACCAUUCACACUCACAUUCAUACCUAUGGACAAUUUGGAGUCGCCAAUUAACCUAGCAUGUUUUUUUGGAAUGUGGGAGGAAACCGGAGUACCCGGAGAAAACCCACGCAUGCACGGGGAGAACAUGCAAACUCCACACAGAGAUUGAACCCUGGUCCCCUAGCUGUGAGGUCUGCGCGCUAACCACUAGACCGCCGUGCCGCCCUAUAACUUAUACAUGUUUUAUAAUGAUUACUAUGCAGUUUUUGCGUCGGCUUCUCAUUUUGUACUCUUGAAUAGCCACUUUCCAUACUGUUAUGUUAAUAUGCUGUUUAUUAAUCUUUGGCAAUCUUUGGACUAGAUCUGUGGACUCCCGACUCAAUCCACUUUCAGUCAUAGCAUUAGCAAAUUAUUGCAUUUGUUUAUUCAAAUUAAUAGCAACAAUUUCGAGGGGGUUUGUGUCUGGCAUACUCAAAUAAAGAAAUGAGUUUUCUUUCAUUUUUUUUUAAUGUGAUAAUGUGCGUUAUGAACAUUUAAUCCCACAGUGGCGGCUUAAUAGAAAAGAUUGAAUGAUGUAAUGUUUUAUUAUUGUGCCAACAGAUGGAGAACGAACAUCUGGCUUCCAUUUCUCCUUUUCAGAGUAAACAAUGUUAUUGAAAU
Molecule: messenger RNA, 7295 nt
Organism: Doryrhamphus excisus (bluestripe pipefish)
Lineage: Eukaryota; Metazoa; Chordata; Actinopteri; Syngnathiformes; Syngnathidae
Source: RefSeq, a predicted model, not a curated record